This is a messenger RNA of Penaeus vannamei (Pacific white shrimp), 387 nucleotides long. Lineage: Eukaryota; Metazoa; Arthropoda; Malacostraca; Decapoda; Penaeidae. The record is from RefSeq and is a predicted model, not a curated record.
CCUCGCUUUGAGUACAGAGCCAGAUCAUACUCUCAACAUGAAGCAGUUCUCGAUGGUUGUGGCCCUGGUGGUGGCCCUGGCAUGCCUGGUGAGCUGGACCAGCGCCAUGCCUGAGCCUGACCCCGUAGCUGACCCUGACCCCGUGGCUGACCCUGACCCCGGCUACCGUCGCUUCGGUGGAUUAGGAUAUGGUGGAUACGGCUUGGGUGGACUUGGAUACGGAUACGGAGGUCGUGGAUACGGAUACGGGGGCUUCGGAUACGGAGGAUAUGGUGGCGGAUUCUACGGAUGAAGACGCCGGAUACGAAAUGCAUGACAAUUUCAGACUAUUGCAAUAUUUUUUUUUCUGUUUCCUUUUCUUUUUCUUCUGAAAUAAAAUUCAUGGAU